This is a messenger RNA of Hemicordylus capensis (graceful crag lizard), 5082 nucleotides long. It is a transcript of the gene HMGXB4, whose product is annotated as HMG-box containing 4. The coding region runs from base 1412 to 3094 and encodes 560 amino acids. The record is from RefSeq and is a predicted model, not a curated record. NCBI's taxonomy places the organism in Eukaryota, Metazoa, Chordata, Lepidosauria, Squamata, Cordylidae. The transcript has 11 exons.
UUUAAUCUCCCUGUUGGGGGGGGAGGAGCGAGCAGUAGCCCGCGGCGACUGGCGGCCCGCAAGAGCAGGUGUGCGGGGCUACAGUGCUGGUCCCCAUCGCUCGCCGCACCAAGCUCUUCCUCUCGCCUCGCCUGCACUCCAGGUCGCCUGUGCCCACCAAGCGGGUGGUGGAAGAAGGCUCCCAUCUUUACCCAGAGCUGCCACCUCGUUGUGGGCGGAAAUCUUAUCAUCAUUUAACGAAUUGAUCGCUAAGCUGCACUUUGCAAAAAAAAAAAAAAAAAAAUCUCACGUCCUCUAAAUGAAAUAAAAUACAUUUACAGUGCGGUUCCAGUCCUAUUGGAUCAAGACCGCUGGUUUAGGACCGAAGAGCCUUCGUCGCCCUGUGGGUGCCCAUCCUUCAGCUCUGCCUGCUGCUGUGGGGCAAAGUGACUCUGAGAAGCCUGCUUGCUCCUGCAGUUAGGGGGUGCGGAGGGGUGUGUCCUCUGAUACGGGAGCUGGGCUGUAUCCUCUUUUGCAGUUACAAAACUCUUGAUGAAACGGGCGGUUCUUCUGAGAACUGUUCACUCUGCCCAACCCAUAGCCAGGGAGCCUUGCUGUGCACAAGGAUCAGUGCUGCUGGAUUGCUGUUUGUGCCUCUUAUUUCUGUGAGGUCUGUCCUUUUGGUUGUAAGAACAAAAGGGGAAGAGAUCUCUAUUGCUUAGAGAGUGACCGAACUGACGACGUAGGGCUGGUAGCAGGCAGAACUCAGCGAGAGAAAAAACGUUCCUACAAGGAUCUGCUUCGGGAAGAGGAGGAGAUAGCUGCUCAAGUCAGGAAGAAUUCAAAGAAAAGGCUGAAGAUAGCCUGAAAAAUAACUCAGAGGUGUGAUCUACCUCAUUCAACUCCUUGGGGAUGUUAGCACAGACAGCUUUUCCUCAAAACAUUCCCCUUUGAGCUGAAAUUGCUCCUGUCAGUCCAGAGGAGAGUGACCUCUUCUUGCUGGGGACAGAAUCUUACAAAAAGAAGAGGAAGCAUUCCUCCAAUGAGUGCUAUUACAGAGACCCAUCAGAGAGAAUUAGCCCUCAUCAGUUAAAACGGACGCUCUGAAAAAUAGAAGUUAGCAUCUAGUAGUCAUAGGAAGCUGCCUUAUACUGAGACAAAGCAUUUGUCCAUCUAGCUCAGUGUCUACAAUGACUGCAGAAGCUCACGAAGGUUUCAGCCUGAAGACUUUCCCAGUCCUACCUCGAGAUGCCAGGAGUUAAAACUGAGACCUUCUGCUACAAAGCAGAUGCUUUACCACUUACAGCCCCAUCCUGGGACCAAAUCUAUCCUGGGGAUCGCUGCUUAAAGCUUCCAGACUGGGUCCACUGGCAUGAGAGACCCUGAAGCUGGUGUUUAGGUGAAGGUAUGUUAGGUAUGUUUGAUAUUGGGUAUGCAUGUACCUCAUUUGAUCCUUCUCCUCUGGAUUCUUCCAGACCUCUCUCCUUUUGAACUAUCCCUGCCUUUGGAAUCAUCUUCAAAGAAGAGGAAGAAAGUAGGGAGUCCACCCUCUACUGACACUGCCAUGGAUCUCCUUAAGGCCAUCACAUCACCUUUGGCCACAGGCUCCAAGUCUUCCAAAAGAUCAUCUGAAAAAUCAUCCCAUUCUUCAUUCUCUGCCUCCAACUAUUCAGAGAGCAAGAAGGAGCACCACAAGAAGAAGCCAAGUGGGAGCAGUAGUGACCUGUCGCUGGAAGAUGGCACUUUCCACAAGUCCAAAAAGAUCAAGCCCCCCUAUAUGAGCACUGAAACAUUGACAUUGUGUGAGCCUGAUGGCUUAAAGAUGAAGCUUAUCCUCUCACCUAAAGAGAAGGGGGGAAGCACAGCAGAAGAGCCCUUUCCACAUUCUGCACCAUCAAUGUUAAAAAAGUCCUCCAAAAAGUCAUCUCGGGAUGAACAAGGCUCAUUCCUUCCAAGUCACGAUAUGCACAGCUUCUUGAAAUCGUCCCGAAAGAAGCACAAACCACCUCCAGACCCACACACCCCUCCAGCUGCUGAGAGCUUUAGCCCAGACACUUCUCUUUUCCCAGAAGGCCAAAGCAACGAGUUUGAGCUUUCGGGCCUAGAACAGCAACUGGAAUCUGGUUCGUCCUCUGGAGGUGAGCUAGAAGCUGGAGAGCUGGUGAUUGACGAUUCAUAUCGGGAGAUCAAAAAGAAGAAGAAAUCAAAGAAAAGUAAGAAGAAAAAGGACAAAGAGAAACACAAAGAAAAGAAACACUCAAAAUCUAAAAAGAGCUCUGGGCUUUCAACUUCAUUGGUGGUGUCAGAAGUCACUGCAUCGCUGCCAGUCUCUCCAAGCAGCACACAGUUUGCUGUUCCUGCACCACCGCCACCUCCUCCAGCCCCUCUUCUUCUUCCUCCUCCUCCUCCUCCUCCUCCUCUUCCUCCACCUCCUCCUCCUCCUGUUUUUCACACAGAUGGCUCAAGUGAGAAGAAGAAGAAGAAAGAAGAAAAAGAGAAGGCUGAGAAAUUGGAGAAAGAAAAGCCAAAGAAGAAGAACAUGUCUGCCUACCAAGUAUUCUGUAAGGAAUAUCGAGUGAACAUUGUGGCUGAUCAUCCAGGGAUAGAUUUUGGUGAACUGAGUAAAAAGUUGGCAGAAGUUUGGAAACAGCUUCCAGAGAAGGAUAAACUAGUUUGGAAGCAGAAAGCUCAGUAUUUGCAACAUAAGCAGAAUAAAGCAGAGGCUACAACAGUGAAAAGGAAAGCAACCUCAUCAGAGGGUGCUCCAAAACUAAAAGCUUCUCUAACAGGAACGCUAUCACCCCAUAAGAAAUCCCCAUCUAGUACUGUAGUGUUAUCUUCCUCACCAGUCAAAGUUCCUGAAACUGAUCCCAUUGAUGUAGCGGCACAUUUGCAAUUGCUGGGAGAAUCCCUAAGUCUCAUUGGCCACAGGUUACAGGAGACAGAGGGGAUGGUGGCUGUAUCAGGAAGCUUGUCAGUGCUACUGGAUUCGAUUAUUUGUGCCCUGGGCCCUUUAGCCUGCCUGACAUCCCAGCUACCUGAACUAAAUGGCUGUCCCAAACAUGUUUUGUCAAACACAUUAGACAACAUUGCCUACAUCAUGCCUGGACUCUGAUUGGGAAAACUAUUCUGGGAAGUGACCUGCUACUGAGUAACUGAUGCGUGUACAUAUGUACUGUACUGGUAUUCUUCAGGGCUUAACCUAUAGAGUUUUAAAUUUUUCUGUCUGUAACAUGUACAGAGUUGUAACUCUUUCACUUGAUUUUAUGAAGAGGUCUGAAGUUGAUAAUCCAUGAUUUAGCUAACUGCUGCUCUAUGACUAGAGUUAUGAAAUCUUUUGAUACAUCAGCCUUAACAUGGAAGACAAAAAAAUAAUGAAAUUGGUUUAACUUUGGAACACAAGUUAGGGCAAAACAAGUGUCAUAGACACAUGGCCACUCCCUUUUCUAACAAUGUUUUAGCUAAAUUUUGCUUCUCUGAGAGAAGUCCAUUGGAUAGAGAAGGCCACUGGCUAAAAUGCUGGCAUGCACGUUGUUUAAAAGUAAUGCUGGGAAAGAACGUUGGUUUCUUUCCUUAGGACUUGUGCUGGCACCAGUAGUCCUCAGCAAUGAUAUUGAAGACUACUGGUGCCAGCACAAGUCCUCAAGGAAGAAAUUAUUGAAUCUCUGCCCCUAAGUGUGGGGGCUAAAUGCAGAAUAAGAUGUGGGGAAGAGCUUCUUCCCGAAUCCUUAGGAGAAACAAUGGUCUGUUGGUGUGGAUGAGCAGUAAAAUGUGGUAGAAACAUUCAUUGCUUCUUCCCAUUUUGUAAUUACUCUGUGAAUUGUAGAAUGUACCAUUGUUUAUCACCAGCAGUAAAUGGACAUGAUCCUCUUGUCAUGGUGCUGAUGUAUAUAUUUUAGAGGCAGUGAUUAAGGUGACAUUUAAGGGCUUAUUGCUGAGAGGGAGACACUGAUUGGACAGAUCCUAUAUUCCAGACACAGGGUUUCGUGUCCUGGGUGCCUGAUCCUCUUUGGGGAAGCACUUUGUUCUCACAUGGGCUUAAGUAUGGCAUAUAUUGUUUUAAUCAUGUGUAUUUGCAUUUGCAGAUUGUGUGUAGUGGCUUAAUUUAUAUUGUAUAUUUCUGUACAUACAUUUCUUUCCACUAACAAUGUGUAAGAAAACAUGAACUAGUAUUAUCACCUGGAUACCCUGACAGAAUUGAGCUCUAUCUGUAUUAUCAAGCAUAGAUUCAAAAUGAGAGGAAAUAGCAAUGGGAUUCUUGAUGGAAACAGAAGUGGAAAAAUCUGUGGCCCAAGACCCCUUGCCGUUUAGAAGCUGAGUAUUUUAAAAUGUGGCAGAAAGCAGGCUAAUUCUGCUCUCUCUUUCCAGGCACCUAGCAAAGCAAUAUUUAAGUAUAUAAAAACAGUUUCCACCAUUUUUUCUUCUUCACAGCAUUUAGAUAGCAGAAGCCUUCUCUUUCCCUCCAGUAAAUCCAAGAGGCCAAGCUAGUCUGUAAACAAAUCCAUGUGCUAGAGGCUCUCCAGUUGGACUACAGAUUCCACCAUCCUCCACUACCACAAUUUAUUAUGGCAUGAGAUUAUGGGAGUUGCAGUCACUAACAGCUGGAGAACCUCUGGUUGGCCACUCCUCGGCUAGUAUCUUGGUUUUUAAAGAGCCUAUUUAAACCCAAUCCUAUUUGUCUGAGCAGUGUCUGAAGCAACAUGGGGGGUAGGGGAGAUUCCUGGUGAUCCUCUUUAAACUGGGACAGUUAUCAGAAUCUUUAUUGCUAAAGGACACUUGGAAGACUGGGCUUAGAUGCCAGAUUUUAAUUAUGGAGAGACAUAAUAUGUCGAUCUCAGAUGAAACAAAGGGGAUCUGCUUCAGUUUUGCCAUCUGCACUGUGGCAAACUUGAAGUUUUUAAACACACGCAAAAACUAUUCCUGUACUUUUUAUUUAAAAUUUGUACACAUUUGUAUAAUCUGUAACUUGUGGCGUUUAGUACUGAAGAGCUGUGGACUUAGACCCUAGCAAUUUUUUACAUUUGUUAUCUCCUGCUUCUUAGUUCAAAUUGCUUGUAUAAAUUUUUGCUAAUGUAUAUAUAAACUUUAUUUAAAAAACUGAAA